This is a messenger RNA of Puccinia graminis f. sp. tritici CRL 75-36-700-3, 639 nucleotides long. Its product is annotated as 60S ribosomal protein L32. Gene Ontology annotation, biological process: translation. The record is from RefSeq and is a predicted model, not a curated record. NCBI's taxonomy places the organism in Eukaryota, Fungi, Basidiomycota, Pucciniomycetes, Pucciniales, Pucciniaceae. The coding region runs from base 1 to 639 and encodes 212 amino acids. Gene Ontology annotation, cellular component: ribosome; cytosolic large ribosomal subunit. Gene Ontology annotation, molecular function: structural constituent of ribosome. The transcript is spliced from 4 exons.
AUGCUGGACCGAUGCACUGUUACCAAACGUCGGACGGGAUGGAUGGCACAAGGAGAGGAGCCAUCCGUUCUCAACUUGCUCGAGUCCGACUCCGGGUUCGGGGUAUACAAGUGCACCGCCUCCCCCGUGGCUGACACGCGCUCUAUCCGGGUGGAGAGGCCCGGGACAGCCGGUAGAUCGGGGCCCCGCCCAUGCGACGAGAAAUCCGGCCCUGCUGUCGGGCAAGUGCACCCCGACUCUCGACCUCCGACCAUGCCAUCCAAGAUCCCGAUCGUCAAGAAACGUACCAAGCCGUUCAUUCGGCAUCAAUCCGACCGAUAUGCAUCGGUCAAGCAGGCAUGGCGCAAACCCAAAGGUAUCGACAACCGAGUCCGACGACGUUUCAAAGGUCAACUACCCAUGCCAUCGAUCGGAUACGGUUCCAACAAGAAGACCCGACACCUGAUGCCCAACGGCUACAAAAAAUUUGUUGUCAACAACCCCGGAGAAGUCGAUCUGCUCUUGAUGCACAACACCACCUUCGCUGCUGAGAUCGCCCACAACGUCUCGGCCCGCAAGCGAAUCGAAAUCAUCGAGAAGGCUCGGAUUCUUGGCGUCAAGGUCACCAACGCUGCCGCCAAACUGAGAUCGGAAGAGUGA